This is a messenger RNA of Phasianus colchicus (ring-necked pheasant), 3559 nucleotides long. The record is from RefSeq and is a predicted model, not a curated record. NCBI's taxonomy places the organism in Eukaryota, Metazoa, Chordata, Aves, Galliformes, Phasianidae.
GUGGGUGGGCCCAGCCGAAGCCACGCCCCACAAUGGGCGGGGAGAGGAAGGGGAGGGGCCUGUCCUGGCCACGCCCCUCGGCGCGCGCCGGCGGUGCCGGCCCGACCCACGGCCAUGGCGCCGCCGGAGGGGCUGCCGUAGCGGUGCCAGCAUGGAGCAGCCCGGGGGCCGCCCCCCCAUCCCCGCAACACAGGACGCCAUCGUCUUCUCCGACGCGGCAUCGCCUGCGGGGACCCCCGGAGCCCCCAACCCGCCGCCCGCAGAUGUCUUCUGGGCCAGCCUGGUGCAGGCCCAGAUGUGCGUGUGGGACCUGCAGGGCGCCAUCGAGGGGACGCGCGGUGGGGACGGGCGCCACGAUGGGUCCCGACGCGGGGAUGUUGAGGGGAGCGGGGGGUCCGGGGUCUCGUUGCAGGGUGUGGGGUCCUGUGGGGUCUCGGCCCGAUCCGUCGCCACGGAUGGGAGAACCUCGCCAAAGUUUGCGGCCGCCCGUGGCACCGAACCAACCGGAUCCAUCGCUGCGUUUGGGACGAGCUCCCAGGCUGCCCAUGGGGUCGGCUCGUGUGGGGUCAGCACACCCCAGUCCAUCCCCACGUAUGGGAGAACCUCUGCAAAGGAUGCGAGCUCCUAUGGGGUCGGCUCGUGUGGGGUCAGCGCAGCCGAAUCCGUCCCUACGUGUGGGAGAAGCUCUGCAAAGGAUGCGGCCACCUGUGGGAUCUCCUCAGCUGAGUGCAUCCCCACGUAUGGGGGAACCUCAAUGGAGGACGUGGGCACCUAUGGGAUCUCACCCCGAUCCACCCCUGGGUAUGGGAACCCCCCCCCAAAGGAUGCGACCGCCCAUGGGACCGCCUCCCAUGGGACCACCUCAACAGAACCCACCUAUGGGGGAACCUCCUCAGAGGACGUGUGCGUGUAUGGGGCCACCUAUGAAUCCAUCCCCACCUAUGGGGGAACCUCAGUGGAGGACACAGGCACCUAUGGGACCCCACCCCAAUCCAUCCCUGGGCAUGGGAACACCUCCCCAAAGGAUGCGACCGCCCAUGGGACCGCCUCCCAUGGGACCACGUCACCCCAAUCCAUCCCCACCUAUGGGAGAACCUCGCUGCAGGAUGUGGACACCUAUGGGAUCUCACCCCAAUCCAUCCCCACCUAUGGGAGAACCUCCCCAAAGGAUGCGGCCACCCAUGGGACCACCUCAACAGAACCCACCCCCAGCUGUGGGACAACCUCAAUGGAAGACACAGAUGCCUAUGGGAUCUCACCCCGAUCCAUCCCUGGGUAUGGGAACCCCUCCCCAAAGGAUGCGACCACCCAUGGGACCACCACAACAGAACCCAUCCCCACCUAUGGGAGAACCUCCACAGAAGAUGUGUCCAUGUAUGGGACCACCUAUGAAUCCACCCCCACCUAUGGGAGAACCUCAAUGGAGGCCGUGGGCACCUAUGGGACCCCACCCCAAUCCAUCCCCACGUAUGGGAACCCCUCCCCAAAGGAUGCAGCCACCUGUGGGAUCGCCUUAUCAGAGUCCAUCCCCACAUUUGGGGGAACCUCAGUGGGCGACACGGAUGUCUAUGGGGUCACACCUCAAUCCGUCCCCACGUAUGGGAGAACCACCCCAAAGGAUGUGAGCAGCCGUGGGACCACCUCAACUGAAUCCGUCUCCACCUGUGGGAGAACCUUGCUGGAGGACGCAGAUGUUUAUGGGAUCUCACCCCAACCCAUCCCCGCAUAUGGGAACACCUCCCCAAAGGAUGUGAGCACCCAUGGGAUCACCUCAACAGAACCCAUCCCCACCUAUGGGAGAACCUCGAUGGAGAACGUGGACACUUAUGGGAUCUCGCCCCAAUCCAUAUAUGGGAGAUCCACCCCAAAGGAUGUGAGCACCCAUGGGAUCACCGCAACAGAACCCAUCCCCACCUAUGGGAGAACCUCAAAGGAGGAUGUGGAUGCUUAUGGGAUCUCACCCCAAUCCAUCCCCACUCCUGGGAGAACCUUGAUGGAGAACAUGGACCCCUAUGGGAUCUCACCCCAAUCCAUAUAUGGGAGAACCACCCCAAAGGACAUGAGCACCCAUGGGAUCACCGUAACAGAACCCAUCUCCACCUAUGGGAGAACCUCGAUGGAGGACGUGGACCCCUAUGGGAUCUCAUCGCAAUCCAUAUACGGGAGAACCACCCCAAAGGAUCUGAGCACCCAUGGGAUCACCUCGCCCCAAUCCGUGCCCAUGGAUGGGAGCACCUUGAUGGAACCCCAGAGCUGGAGCUCCAUGUCUGAGACCACCUCCCCGAUGUCCCCCAUGGGUGGGAGCAUCCCACCCCACCAGCACGUGCCCACCUAUGGGAUCCUCUCACCCAAAUCCACACCCACCUUUGGGGCCACCUCCUCCGAUCCCACACAUGUGAAUGGGACCACCAUGUGGGGACGAGUUCCUAUGGAUGAGACCACCUCCCCCAAAUCCACACCUAUGGAUGGGACCACCUCCCCCAAAUCCAUACCUAUGGAUAAGACCAUCUCAUGGGGACGAGUUCCUAUAGAUGAGACCACCACCCCCAAAUCCACACCUAUGGAUGAAACCAUCUUAUGGGGACGAGUUCCUAUGGAUGAGACCACCACCCCCAAACCCACGCCUAUGGAUGGGACCACCACCCCCAAAUCCAUGCCUAUGGAUGAGACCACCUCAUGGGGACGAGUUCCAAUAGAUGAGACCACCACCCCCAAAUCCACCCCUAUGGAUGGGACCACCACCCCCAAAUCCAGGCUUAUGGAUGGGACCACCUCCCCCAAAUCCAUGCCUAUGGAUGAGACCACCUCCCCCAAAUCCAUGCCUAUGGAUGAGACCACCUCAUGGGGACGAGCUCCUACGGAUGAGACCACCACCCCCAAAUCCACGCCUAUGGAUGAGACCACCUCCCCCCAACCCACACCCAUGGGUGGUCCCACCUCCCCCCAACCCACACCCAUGGGUGGUCCCGCCUCCCCCAAGCUCAGUCCCAGAGAUGGGGCCCCCAAAUGGAGCAAGCAAGAGGAGGAGGAAGAGGAGGAGGAGGAGGAGGACGAAGAUGAGGAGGAAGAUGGUGAGGAAGAGGAGGACGUGGAGGAAGAGGAGCCCCACUUCCACACCAACCCUCUCUUCUGCGGGCUCUACAAACCACACCUGCAGAUCACCGAGGGGGACAUCGCGGCAGCCCCCACCAUGGGGGGCACCCAGGAGGUCACAGUGUCCACAAGAAGGGACAGUGAUGAGGACGGUGUGGCUGAGCGAGGUCUGGCGCUUUCUGGCCCCCUGGAUUCGACCCCGGCUGGGGGGCACCAGGACCCCCCCAGACUCCCAAGAGAAGGGGACUCGCCCCCCCCCAGCCCUGAGCACCCCAAAGAUUUGGCACCUUUGGGGGGAGACCCGGAGCCUCUCAGCCUCUCACACCCAGCUGCCCCAUAUCACCCUCAGAAGUCCCCCACCUCCCCACAUUCACCCCCCCAAAGCCCCCAAAUGUCCCCCCAUCACCUGCAGGGAGGGGGGCACCAGAACCCCCCCACCCCCCUGGAUUCCCCCCCCCACAGCUGA